GUUCAGCUAACUGGCAGAGCGCACGUAACGGAAACCGGGCGAGAGUUUUAUUGUUUUUCUCUGGACGCUUUAUAGUAUUAUGUUGAAUAUUGAAAGCCAGACGUGCGUGAGCGCCAUCUAGCGGCGAGACGAUCACAUCCUAACGUAUCGAAAGUGCCUCUGCGUGUUUGUGUGUGUGUGUGUGUGUGUGUGUGUGUGUGUGCGCGCGUGAACUAAUUGCGAAUUGUAAAUACCGAUACUUAAAAAUGCCGACGGCUUUGCAGCCGCUGACACAGGGCUAGCCGAACAUCUGCCUCGAGGCAAAAAAACAACAGCAGCAGCAGCAUUGUGUCCAUUGAAAACUGGCUACACUUAUGUCCACGCUGGCCAGCAGUCGCCAUCCGACGCUGAAUCUGACACUGAAACGCAGCCCCGGCAACCAGCAGCGAGAACAGGAAGAAGGAACGGCGGUUGCAAUGCAUCCCGAUUGCCUGCCACUGCCACUGCCGCUGGGCCCAGCUGGCAGCCAUGGGAGCAGCCCGCAGCUGCAGAAGCCCGACGAUGGAGAGGAGGACGACGGCUCCAACUGCGACGAGCAUAUGGUGAACAUACUGGACGACCAGGAGCCCAACGAGGAGGAGGACGAAGAGCUCGACGAUGCCGCCAGCUGCUGCAGCGAGAACAGCGUGCUUAGCGUAGGCCAGGAGCAGUCCCAGGUAGCUGCCGCCCAGGCCAGGCAGCGUCUGCUCAUGAGUCAACUCUACCGCCCGUCGGCAUUCAGCAGUGUCUCCAACUCCCACUCUCACGCUGCCGAGGAUCCUGGCGGUGGCAGUCCCUUGCCCCACAUGCCUGCGCCGGCCAGCUUUCAGGAGGAGUUUCUGCGCAAAUCCCAGCUCUAUGCGGAGGAGCUGAUGAAGCAGCAGAUGCAGCUUAUGGCCGCCGCCAGGGUCAAUGCGCUCACAGCCGCCGUGAUGCCGUUGGGCGGCCUGCGCGGCCCCAAGGUGUCACAGCAGCUGCAAAUGGCCGCUGCGGCGGCGGCAGCUGCCGCAAUGCGACCCAAUUCUGGACAGGAUGCUCUUGCUCAGCUGACGGCCACAGCGUUGGGCAUUGCCCCGGUCGCGCAUCCUCACCAGCUGCUCAUGCAACAGCAGCUCCAGCAGCAGCAGCAGCAGCACCAGCACCAGCAGCAACAGCAGCAGCAGCAGCCCAAUCCCUUCCAGGCACAGCAGAGCAAUCACAACUACAACAACAACAAUCUCAACGAGAACAUGCACGAGCGGGCGCUCAAGUUUAGCAUUGACAACAUCCUCAAAGCGGACUUUGGAUCACGUCUGCAGCAGCGCCUGGCCGCGACCGGGGCAGCUGCUGGAGCAGUUGGCGCAGCGCCGCUCAAGACGCCUCGAAAGGCCGUCAAGCCCCUGAAUCUGGUCCAGGCGCAAACGCAGUCGCAGUCACAGCCAGGUCUGCAGCUGCAGACACAGACACAGCCCAGCCUGAGCUUCUCCAGCACGCUGGCCAACAUCUGCAGCAAUAGCAACGACUCCAACAGCACCGCGACCAGCAGCAGCACCAACAAUCCGGCAGCCGUUGACCUGGUCAAGUCGCCGAGCGCCACAUCGCCGGCGCCCGCAGCGGCCGGCGGCAAGGCUUCAGAGGAUGGAACAGCCGCGACAGCCUCGACAUCGACCAGCUCCACGCCCAUUGUGUGGCCCGCUUGGGUCUAUUGCACGCGCUACAGUGACCGCCCCAGCUCAGGUCGAAGUCCGCGAACUCGCAAGCCCAAGAAGCCAGCGGCUACCAGCACUGCGGGCAGCAGCAGCGGCGACAAGUCCGAUCCGGAUGGCGCCUCCGGAUGCGCUGGCGUGCCGGAGGACAAGCGACCCCGCACCGCCUUUAGCGGCACUCAGCUGGCCCGACUGAAGCAUGAGUUUAAUGAGAACCGCUACUUGACAGAGAAGCGCCGCCAGCAGCUGAGCGGCGAGCUGGGCCUGAACGAGGCGCAGAUCAAGAUCUGGUUCCAGAACAAGCGCGCCAAGCUGAAAAAGUCGAGCGGCACCAAGAAUCCGCUAGCGCUGCAGCUAAUGGCCCAGGGCCUCUACAAUCACUCGACGGUGCCGCUGACGCGUGAGGAGGAGGAGCUGCAGGAGCUGCAGGAGGCGGCGGCGGCGGCGUCAGCGUCAGCGUCGGCAGCGGCCGAGCCAUCAUAGGGGCAAUAUUUAUUGUAUAAUUAACCAUAAUAUUAAUAUUUAAAUUUAUUGUGUAGCGUGUAAGCUUAGUGCUUAAAGUUGCUAAACAAUUAAGUUGUAAAAUAUUCUAGUCCCCCCUCGGCGCACGCGACGUGAUUUGCCCGCUCGGAUGCGGAUGUGGAUGCGGACGCGGUGGAGAUGGAGUCGUAGCUGCCCCGCGCUGCGCUGCGUGUUUUUGUAUAAUAAACUUAGAAACAGAAAAAGAAAAAAUAAUGCAAAAAGAAAAGAAAAAAAUAAACAA
Molecule: messenger RNA, 2466 nt
Organism: Drosophila virilis
Lineage: Eukaryota; Metazoa; Arthropoda; Insecta; Diptera; Drosophilidae
Gene: inv
Product: invected
Biological process (GO): multicellular organism development; regulation of transcription by RNA polymerase II; neuron differentiation
Cellular component (GO): nucleus
Molecular function (GO): RNA polymerase II cis-regulatory region sequence-specific DNA binding; DNA-binding transcription factor activity, RNA polymerase II-specific
Source: RefSeq, a predicted model, not a curated record